UUCACACAAUAAAGCAGUCAUUUCCACGCAGUCUUCGCUGCAGGAACAUCGACUGCUGUUGUCUCUCCUCAUCAUUUUGUUGGGAUUAACACAGAUUUUUGUUUUUUUACUAUAAAUUGGGUGAAAUAUGGAUUUUAAGACAAUGACGCGUCAAGUUCUGUUGCUCAUCUUGAUCACCUCUUUCUUGUCCGUGCUCGGCCAAGUCAGCUACUCGAUCCCGGAGGAACUGGAGAAAGGAUCUUUGGUGUCUAACGUGGCUCAGGAUUUAGGUUUGGACCUGAAAAGACUGAAAUCAGGGCGAGCUCGGAUCCAUUCAGGAGACAGCAGGGAAUAUAUCGAGCUGGAGAAAGAAAGGGGGCUCCUCCUUGUGAAGGAGAGGAUAGACAGAGAGACGCUGUGUGGUGAGACGACGCUCUGUGCUUUGCAUUUGCAGAUGAUUUUGGAAAAUCCCAUGGAAUUGUUUCGUAUUACUAUUGAAAUCACGGACAUUAAUGACAAUCCCCCCACUUUUGCGUCCAGCAGCAAACGCUUUGAAAUCAGCGAGUCCGCCAUUAUCGGCUCUAAAUUUGUGCUGGAAAAAGCAAUCGACGCUGAUAUCGGUGCAAAUGGUCUGCAAAGCUACUCACUGAGUCCAACUGAUAAUUUCAUCCUUAAAAUAGCAAAUCAAGCAGAUGGACGUAAGAAGGUGGAGAUGAUACUGCAGAAGCAUCUAGAUAGAGAGCAGCAGGAGCAGAUUUCAUUGUUAUUAACAGCCUUUGAUGGAGGACAACCACGCAGGUCAGGAACAAUGCAGAUUAAUGUGCAUGUGUUAGAUAUAAAUGAUAACGCUCCAGUGUUCACUAAAUCUUCAUAUAAGGCAACUAUUAGUGAAAAUGCACCUAAAGGAACCAGUGUGAUAACUGUUAGUGCAUCUGACAAAGACAGUGGCUCCAAUGGGAAAAUAUCUUAUUUAAUAUCCCAAAACACGCUCAGACUAUCUGAAGUUUUUCAGAUAAAUAGUGAUACUGGAGAGGUUAUUUUAACAGGUGAUAUUGAUUAUGAGCGAGCAAAAGUGUUAGAAAUAGAUAUUGAAGCUGUAGACAAUGGAGGACUGUCUGAUUCCAGUAAGAUCAUGAUUGAUAUCAUUGAUGUUAAUGACAACAGUCCUCAAAUAAAAAUACUUUCUAAAUCAGAUUCCAUUUCUGAGGACUCUGCGGAGAAUACUGUUGUUACUAUGUUAAGUGUUAAUGACCCAGACUCUGGCAGCAAUGGAGAAGUUAAGUGUAAAAUUAAUGAAGAUAUUCCAUUUAAAAUAGAAAACAACAUGAAUGGAUUUUAUAGUUUAAUGACAGAAGUAGCUUUGGAUAGAGAAUUAGCAUCUCAGUAUAACAUCACAGUGAUGUGCUCUGAUGAGGGAGUGCCCUCCCUCUCCAGCAGCGUCACUCUCACCUUACACAUCUCAGAUGUGAACGACAACGCACCUGUCUUUGAGAGGAGCUCAUAUGAGGCCUCCAUUGUAGAAAACAACACUCCAGGUCUUUCUAUAUUCACAGUGAAAGCCAGAGACGCUGACUGGAACCAGAACGCUCGCCUCUCUUACAUGCUGGAGGACUCCUCUGUUAACGGAGUGCCAGUCUCCUCAUAUGUGUCUGUUAGUGCUGAUAGUGGAGUCAUCCAUGCAGUGCGCUCUUUGGACUACGAGCACCUGAAAGAGUUUCAUUUCCGCGUCAGAGCUCAGGAUGGAGGUUCUCCUCCUCUCAGCAGCAACGUGAGCGUCCGCGUCCUGAUCCAGGACCAGAACGACAACGCCCCCCAGGUCCUGUACCCGGUCCAGACGGGCGGCUCGGUGCUGGCUGAAAUGGUGCCUCGUUCAGCAGAUGUGGGCUACCUGGUGACUAAAGUGGUGGCUGUUGAUGUGGACUCUGGACAGAACGCCUGGCUCUCCUAUAAAGUGCACAAAGCCACAGACAGGGCGCUGUUUGAAGUGGGCCUACACAAUGGAGAAAUAAGAACUGUCCGCCAAGUCACUGAUAAAGAUGCUGUCAAACAAAGACUGAGUGUUCUAGUGGAGGACAACGGGCAGCCCUCUCGUUCAGCUACAGUCAUUGUUAACGUGGCGGUGGCGGACAGCUUCCCUGAAGUGCUGUCAGAGUUCACUGACUUUAGCAUGCACGACAAGGAGUACAAUGACAAGCUGACUUUUUACUUAGUCUUGGCUUUGGCUGUAGUCUCCUUCCUCUUCAUCACCUGCUUGCUGCUCAUCAUAUCAGUCAAAGUGUACAGGUGGAGACAGUCUCGCGUCCUGUACCACUCCAACCUCCCUGUCAUUCCAUAUUAUCCACCACGUUACUCAGACACUUUGGGGACAGGGACUCUCCAACACGUGUACAAUUACGAGGUGUGCAGGACCACAGACUCCAGGAAAAGUGACUUUAAGUUGGACGGAGCUGGUAGUCACAAUGUGCUAGUAAUGGACCCCAGUUCUACAGGAACCAUGCAGAAGAUACACAGUGAAAGGAACAUCUUGGAUGAACCCGACUCUCCUUUCGAGGUUGGUCACUUCUGUUUUGCAUUAACUAAACAAUAG
Entelurus aequoreus (snake pipefish) is the source of this 2566-nucleotide messenger RNA. Its product is annotated as protocadherin beta-16-like. The transcript has a single exon. Gene Ontology annotation, molecular function: calcium ion binding. The record is from RefSeq and is a predicted model, not a curated record. Gene Ontology annotation, biological process: homophilic cell-cell adhesion. NCBI's taxonomy places the organism in Eukaryota, Metazoa, Chordata, Actinopteri, Syngnathiformes, Syngnathidae. Bases 128 to 2566 code for a protein of 812 amino acids. Gene Ontology annotation, cellular component: plasma membrane.